This is a messenger RNA of Bolinopsis microptera, 3204 nucleotides long. RefSeq lists its product as uncharacterized. The transcript is spliced from 24 exons. Lineage: Eukaryota; Metazoa; Ctenophora; Tentaculata; Lobata; Bolinopsidae. The record is from RefSeq and is a predicted model, not a curated record. The coding region runs from base 15 to 2672 and encodes 885 amino acids.
UAAUUAUUUACAGGAUGAUAAAAUGUAAGUUUCCUUGUAGAUAUCAUCCCUCCUCUGUACUCUGUGCCUUCCUUUCCCAAAACAGCUUAAAAGAUCAGUUGUUAAAGUCUGUUGAUAACAGAAAGAAUACUCCAAAAACAUUUCCUGUCGAGUUCAAAGCAGCUUCCUCUCCUCCUGUACACAGGGAUGAGGCCAAAGAAAGGUGUGACAGGGCAGUGUUAGAAGCUCUUUCUAGAGCAAACCAAAAUGCACUGAAGACUGGAAAUGUGCUCCUUCCCUUCUCAGCCAUGAACUCUGCUGUUACAGAGAGAGGUGUUAAGACAGGAGCAUUGUUGGAUGUGAGACGGGCUGGAUACGAGCUAGCUGAACAGUUCAUUAUGAAGUUUCCAGAGUCCUUUAAAAUACGCUUCUCUGACAAAAUGUCUGGUGCUAAACUGACUUAUAUUGAGGAACUGUGUAGAGAUAAGAAGGUGGAGAAGGCUAAGCAGAUGUUUGAAGAGAUUUUAGUUACGGGGGAGUGUGAAUAUUUGAUGGAUAAAAAGAAGGAUCUAGAUGCUUUGAUAGACUUGUUUGCGUUCUAUAAUGUUUCCGAAGAUAUGGUUGAUAGACCAGUAGUCUAUAACGAGAUAAAACAAUGCUCUGAAUACGUAAAAAGAACAUUGAAUGAAGACGGUUCCUCGGAGGGGGUAUCAGUAGAGUUGCCCUACUCCAGGUCCUUAUUUAAAACUAUGGAUGUAGAACAGAGGAAUGUGGACUAUGUGAUAGCAGAUCUGAUGAAACCAGAUGUGAUGCCUAGAGUAAGUGCUGAGAAGAAGCAGAAGAUGAUAAACAAUAUUGUUGGAGAUGAGGAGCCUCGUUCUGUUAUGUCAAUCUCCAGCUUGUAUGAAGAAGCGAAGAAUGCCGCAAACGACAACACCGAGCUGAUCUACACCAAGAAGGAAGGUCUAGCCUCCCUCCCAAAACAAUCAGCUCCCCUUUACAUCAGUGUGAUGGAGGAGACCACCUCGCUAGCCCUACAAUCUCUACAAUACCUGAAGGAGCAGGAACUGGUGUCUGGUGGUAAUUACGACAGUGUUAUCCAGGCUGCUGUCCGGUUCCAUCGUCCUGAUCUGGCGUGGGAGCUAUAUGUGGAGAUGCGGGAGCAGGAGUUCCUUCCUUCUACUGAUACUGUCACUGAUCUUAUAUACAGUGUGACACACAGCAUGCCACCGGAGCAGUUUGUGAAGGAAGGAGCCCCUCACAGAAUUAAAACAAUAUUGACUGAUUUGACAGAAAAUCCUACUACUAAUAUUACUGAUGAGAUGUUCCUAAACCUAUUUUAUGGAUACCAUAUGGUAGACUUCGUGAAAGAGGAAUACGAAGAAACUGACGAAGAAGAUCGCGGAGGAAAGUCAUCGAAGGGGAAGACAGAUCCAAAGAAAGUGGCCUACCAGGCUGUUCGAGAUGGUAUCCACAAAUAUAACUACCACAUCCUAAACGAAAUGAGGGAGUGUAUGAUAAAUGGCAACUUUAAAAUGAGGUAUUCAACGGGUUAUAAGAUUCUGGAAAUGCACAAUCUCACUGUUGGUGAUCACCGUAAGCCAUACAUUACAGCUCACCUUAACCGUGCUAUGCUGGAUCUCUACGAUGAUCGUCCGGACUUGUUUGUGAGGGAUUUAGAUCACGACAAUUGUAUCAAUUUCGUGACGAAGCUAAUUUAUUAUGCUAGACAAGGAACGGGAGGGUUUGACGUGGAUGACUUUUACUCAAAACACCGAGAAGACCUCAUUGCCAUGAAAAAGUACGUCUCGCUCAACCCUGAUAGUUUCAAAGCAAGCUGGAGUAAGUUGGAGAGUUACCUCUCGUUUGAUCUGAAAACAAUGAAAGGACAGCCUCUCCCAGAGGGUUUGUUCAGAAGAUUGGAAGAUGUGAGACGAGUCAACAUCAUAGACUUCUACAAUGACAUGUACAAGGAUAACCUAGAGCACCUGCCUGUGGGCGAAGCACGGAACAUUAUGGUUGAAGUGUUUAAGUUUGCCAGCUGUAUAAACCCUUAUACUGCAGAUGUGGACUACGUGCUGGGGGUCUACAAGAUGAUUAUCCAGGAAAACAUCAGAAUAUCAGAGGUAUGCAUCAAAGGCAACGCCGUCAACAACGACAAAAUCUGGACCGUUGCUCUAUUCACUUUCCUAGAAAAUUUCUUCAACCACUUCAACGCAAAGUACCUGAUAUUAUUCUUCCUAUCAGAGGACAGAAGAGUUCCAGCCUCUUUACCUGGUUCAGGGGAUAUUGAAAUGAUGCAGUCCAGAAAAUUAACACUCUCUGAGACGAAUAUUAGAGACGUAGUAAACUUGACAACCAGCGCUUUAACACAUCUCUUAGAACACGAAGGGGUACCAACUACAAUCAUGGUAUAUGUUCUGAUCAAGUUCACGCUACUGUCCGGAGCAUACGAGCAAGCUUGGAAACUCCUAGACAUUUACAACACUUAUAAUAUACCGCUGGAUGAUAACCCGCUGCUAAAUUACAUCGAACUUACAACUAACUGGGAGUCAGAUGGUGCAAGUUAUCUGGAGAGCAUUGCAGAGCCGCUUCAAAGUUCAGUGCGGGGACGGAUAGAAAAAAUGGAGCGAGAAAAGAAAGAUAACCGAGUGACUACAUUGCGUCUUAGGUCCAGGGAAAAGCGAGACUGAGCCGGCAGAGGUAUAGACACGAUCAGUCAACGUUCUCGUUUCGAACCCCCUCAUAUAUUUGUUAACCGUGGCUCGGACGAUCCUGUGGACAGAUUUGUUUUCAAAACCGAUCUCGUUUGAGUGGUGUGGGUACGGAGUAAACUCUCAGGAAUUUGUAGCAUUCCGGAGAUAUUUUGAAUUUUGGUUGUGAAAUAUCUUGAUGUGCUUUAUAGGCUUUCAAUUAAUCUAAUAUUCCUUACCAUGUUUUACGUAUCGUAGAAUUCUGUAAGUUAUUCUACUGUAACAUCUUUACCAACUCCCCUAUCUUUACAAGUUACCAAACCUCCAUCGAGCCGUGACCCACACCAGCGGAGACAAAUUAGCACAGUUUUCUGCUAACUCGGUUUUAUUUAUUUUUUAACGUAACUUAUUGAACUUUUGCCUGAACCUAACUUAUUGUAAUAUCACAAAUUAUAUGUUAGUGAUUUUGUAACUUAUCGGAUAUUAUAUGUUGAAGUUUUAUAUUAUUUUCACAGAAACCUUCGUCAUUUUU